Trichechus manatus latirostris (Florida manatee) is the source of this 2262-nucleotide messenger RNA. It is a transcript of the gene DPH2, whose product is annotated as diphthamide biosynthesis 2. Gene Ontology annotation, biological process: protein histidyl modification to diphthamide. The record is from RefSeq and is a predicted model, not a curated record. The coding region runs from base 169 to 1638 and encodes 489 amino acids. Gene Ontology annotation, molecular function: 2-(3-amino-3-carboxypropyl)histidine synthase activity. The transcript has 6 exons. Lineage: Eukaryota; Metazoa; Chordata; Mammalia; Sirenia; Trichechidae.
CCAUGUGCAGUGGAGAAACGGGUGUUUAGAUGGGUGGGCUGCGGGCUGGGCCAGACUUUCUCUCCCCAAGUAACGUGACUCUGACCCGGCGAGGGCUGUUUUGAGAACGGGGGACCUGAAGCUGACCGAGAGAGGUUCCCGCAGCAUUCUGCCCCCGAGCUGUCCCUCAUGGAGUCUACGUUCAGCAGCCCAGCGGAGGCGUCGCUGCAGCGGGAGGCGGGCGCCGGAGGGCUGCUCACUCCUCUCGCGGACUUGGACCGAGUGUAUGAACUGGAGCGAGUCGUUGGAUUUGUCCGCGACCUGGGGUGUCAGCGGGUGGCCUUGCAGUUCCCUGAUCAGCUACUGGGAGAUGCUGGAGCCGUGGCUACACGACUGGAAGAGAUCACGGGGUCAAAGAUGUUCAUUUUGGGAGACACGGCGUAUGGCAGCUGCUGUGUGGACGUGCUGGGCGCCGAGCAAGCUGGAGCUCAGGCUCUCGUACAUUUUGGCCCCGCCUGCUUGAGCCCUCCGGCCCGCCCGCUGCCCGUCACCUUCGUCCUUGGUCAACGUUCUGUAGCCUUGGAGCUCUGUGCCAAGGCCUUUGAGGCCCUGAACCCGGACGCCACAGCACCUGUGGUGCUGCUGAGUGAGCCAGCCUGUGCCCAUGCCCUGGAGGCGUUGGCCACUCUCCUGCGCCCAAGGUACCUGGACCUGCUUGUCUCCAGCCCAGCUCUUCCUUUGCCAACUGGCUACCUCAAUUCAGUGCCUGAGCCCCUGGAGCGUUUUGGACGCUGCUUCCCCUUGGCCCCAGGAAGGUGCCUGGAGGAGUAUGGUGCUUUUUAUGUGGGGGGCUCUAAGGACAGCCCUGGCUCUGACCUUGACCCAGACCUGAGUCGCCUGCUCUUGGGCUGGGCACCGGGGCAGCCCUUCUCCUCUUGCUGCCCAGAAACAGGGCAGUGUCAGGAUGAGAGUGCCCGAGCUGGGAGGCUAAGGGCACGCAGACAGUACCUGGUGGAGCGGGCCAGAGAUGCCCAUGUGGUGGGGCUGCUGGUAGGCACAUUGGGUGUGGCCCGAUACCGUGAGGCCCUGACACACUUUCGGAACCUAACUCAAGCUGCUGGCAAGCGUAGCUAUGUGUUGGCCCUGGGGCGGCCCACUCCUGCCAAGCUUGCCAACUUCCCUGAAGUGGAUGUCUUUGUGCUUUUGGCCUGUCCUCUGGGUGCCCUGGCUCCCCAGCCUUCUGGUGGCUUCUUCCGACCUGUGUUGGCACCAUGUGAGCUGGAGGCUGCCUGCAACCCUGCCUGGCCGCCUCCAGGCCUGGCCCCCCACCUCACACAUUAUGCGGACAUGCUGCCUGGCUCUCCUUUCCAUGUGCCCCUCCCACCACCUGACUCAGAGCUGUGGGACACUCCAGAUGUGUCACUUAUUACUGGGGAGCUCCGACCUGCACCUACUUGGAAACCACCAAAUGCUCCUGGGUGCUCAGCCCUGACCCCGCGGCCCCAGCUGGAACUGGCUGAGAGCAGCCCUGCAGCUUUGUUCCUUAGUUCCCGGAGCUGGCAGGGGCUGGAGCCCCGCCUGGGUCAGACGCCGGUCACAGGAGCUGUGAGUGGGAGACGAGGAAUUGCCAUCGCCUAUGAGGAUGAGGGAAACAGCUGAUACCAUAUGGGGCCAGAGACACAGAUGAACUAGUGAAUCACUGCUGAGACUUUUGGUGUUCCCUGCACCAAUUCACCCACUGCCUUGCCAGGAUCCCUGAAGGAGCUUGGGUGGAGGGAGGGCAGGCAACCCCUUCCUGAGGAUAGGACCCAGCUCUGUCCUGUCAUGGCACUGGCACAAGACUCAGCACAUAUUGGCAUAGUAAAUGCCUGUUGAUUGGCUGUUGUGGGGAAAAGCUUAGGAGCUUCCCUGAGGCCUUCUGAGCCUGUCUGUCCUGGGAAUAGACCAGCACCUCUGGCCAAUUCCAGUUCCUGGACUGUAGUUGAGGGUCUGCUCUUGUCAAAGGGCAGGUGCUAGAUGGUCUAGACCAAGGUUUCUCAACCUUGGGCUUGUUGACAUUUUGGGUCGGAUAUUUUUUUGUUGAAAGGGGCUGUCCUGUGCAUUGUAAGAUGUUUAGUAUGAUCCCUGGCCUCUACCAACUAGAUGCCAGUAACCUCUCUUCCUCAGUUGUGACAACCAAAAAUGUCCUCUGUGGGGGCAAAGUUUCUCCCCAGUUGAGAACCACAGGUGUAGGCCUGGGGUCCUGGUGGCACAGUGGUUAAGAGCUCAGCUACUAACCAAAAG